Messenger RNA from Brassica napus (rape), 846 nucleotides. RefSeq lists its product as uncharacterized. The transcript is spliced from 3 exons. The coding region runs from base 1 to 846 and encodes 281 amino acids. The record is from RefSeq and is a predicted model, not a curated record. Lineage: Eukaryota; Viridiplantae; Streptophyta; Magnoliopsida; Brassicales; Brassicaceae.
AUGGAAACUAGGGUUUUGGCGAUUGGUGAUACGAGGGUUUUGGGUACGGAUGAUCUGGACGCAACCAUGAUGGAUGUGGGGGAGAGAGGGAGACCACCAGGAGAUCCGCCAGAUAAGCUAACCUCAUGGGUAGCAAAGGUGGUGGAGACGGCUAAGGGAGGGAUGCCAGUCCCGGAGUGUAUGAUCGUUAGGGUUUUGGGAAGGAAUGUUCCGAUCGUUGCCUUGAACAGGAAGUUAAGGGAGUUAUGGAAUCCAAAGGGUGCUAUGUACGUGAUGGACUUACCUCGACAAUUCUUUAUGGUCAGAUUUGAGAAAGAAGAGGAAUAUCUAGCGGCACUGACAGGAGGACCAUGGAGAGCGUUUGGUAGUUAUCUCAUGGUUAUGGCCUGGUCGCCAGAUUUCGACCCACUACGAGAUGAUAUCGUAACAACACCAGUGUGGAUCAGAUUGACGAAUAUACCAGUGAACUUUUAUCAUCGAUCGAUUCUUAUGGGGAUUGCCAAGGGGUUGGGCAAGCCAAUACGAGUGGACUCGACGACGUUAAAUUUUGAAAGAGCUCGGUUUGCUAGGGUGUGCAUGGAAGUAAAUCUAACUAAACCAUUGAAAGGGACGGUUCUAAUCAAUGGUGAGAGAUAUUAUGUAGCCUAUGAGGGGUUGUCUGAGAUAUUUCCAAGGUGUGGUAUCUAUGGACACUUGGAGGAAGGUUUCAUAAUGGCAAAGGGUUCGCGUAAAGGAGCAUCUAGUUUAUCUCAGCAUACGACAGGUACGGAAAGGAAAUCGAAUGUGGAGAUGAGCAAGAAUAACCGUGGGAAUCCGAGCAGAAAGGAAGCUGCGACGAUGAUGUAG